CCUGGCAACGGCGGCAGCUCCCGCAGCCCGGCCUGCGUCGGGUCCGCGCCGCUCCCCGCACCGGACGGACGGACAGGCAGACGGGGUAGGACAGGCGCUGGGGGCAGGCGCGGAGCGUCGCGGUCGGAGCGCGGCGAGGAGCGGGACCCGCCCGGCCGCGGGGCGCGGAGGAGAGGCGUGCAGCCCCCGCCCGCCGCAGCGGUAGUGUCCGGUGCCUUGCUGCUGUGAAAUGCAUAGCUCUACCUAAAUCAGUGGGAUAUUCCCACCUUCAUAGCGUUGUGUUCAACUCCUGCACUUCAUCAAGAUCACUGAGUUGUGCCGUGGGCCAGAGCACGAGGAGCUCAGAGCUCAGAGCUCAGAGCUAGCAGCCUGGGUCCUCAGGCUGCUGUGUGACCUCGUGGGACAGCCAGGCGCUCCCCAUGGACUGAGGCACUGCUUGAACACCUGGGGAGCACGGUGUGCAGGAACAGACUGCAGGCCUGGGCCAGUGCAGUGCAAUCCUGAAUGCAGAAGCCAGCACCAUGAUACCCAGCUCUUGUACAGGGCUUUCUACUUACAGGCAUGCAAGAACCUAAAUGAAGAGACACAAAUUAUUGACCAGAAAAUGGCCCAACGAAGCCCAAUCUUCCCAACUCUCGCCCAUUCUGAAAGCUUCUUUAAACUGUAGGAAAAAGAGCCUGACCUGCCUUUGUACGGACAGAGGCAGCAGCAAACAACAUCCAUUCAUCUAUAGCAGCCGGCCUUUGCGGGUUCGAAACAUCCCGCUGCACAGCCAGGCGCUGACAGCGGUGCCGCUGGCAUCUGCGAGCCUCGUGGAUCAGCUGGAGGACAGAAUCCUCAGCCAUGAGAAAACCACGGCAGCGCUUGUGGAGCACGCUUUUCGCAUCAAGGAGGACAUUGUUUCCACUCUGCACAGAAUGCAGAACAAAGGGGGGGGCGACCGGUUAGCGAGGCAGCUCCUAGAAGAACACAUCCGCAACAUAACUGCCAUCGUGAGGCAGCUCAACCGGGACAUUGAGAUGCUGCAAGAACAGAUACGUGUCAGAGACAAUCUCAGCUAUGGAACAAAUUCUACCCUAAAGAGCCUGGAAAUGCGGCAGCUUUCUGGUUUAGGCGAUCUCCGUGGAAGAGUGGCAAGGUGUGAUGCCGGGCUAGCCAGACUGUCUGCAGAGCACAAAAUCACAUACGAAAGACUUCAGAGCCUAACUAAAGACCAGCACACCUCUAAGUUGAUCUUAGAAUCGAAAAUCAAAGAGACAGAAAUACAGGUCUCGCACCUGCUGAGCCGCGUGGAGCAGGCGGUGGCGCAGCAGGAAGCCAAGCUGAAGCUGGCCUACAAGGAGAGCGCGCAGCAGCUCCACCUGCUGGACACCAAAUUAAAAAAUGCUAUUGAAGAGCUCAGCAGCCAGAUUUUGUCUGCACGCAGUUGGUUGGAACAGGAACACGAGAGGAUUGAAAAAGAGCUUGUGCAAAAACUUGACCAACUCUCAUUGACUUUUAAAGAGAACACAGAAAUGAGUGAAAGAGCUAUAGAGAUGAAAUUCAACCAGAUGUCAGAGAAAAUCAACAAAAUAGAAGAAAUACAGAAGAUAACCAUGGAAGCACAUGAAACACAACAGACUGAAGAAAAGAUAAAUAUUCGCAUUGGCAAACUUCAAAAUGAGAUUAAUGAAGAUAUAAAAGAAAUGAAAGCUGAAGUUAAUGCUGGGUUUGCAGCUAUCUAUGAGAGCAUUGGAUCUCUACGGCAAGUUCUAGAAGCAAAAAUGAAACUUGACAGAGAUGAACUACAGAAGCAGAUCCAUCAAAUGAAGCAGGAGGUUCCAAUGUGGGGAGAGGCUGGACCAUGACUGCAAGAUUUUGACUGAGAUGAACACUUACUUGUCUGAAUAGGCAGACUAUAGCCUUGUUCCAGUCUGUAAUCCAAAUUAAAUGCAUGUACUGAAGGACAUGCUGCUGUUGCA
Messenger RNA from Phasianus colchicus (ring-necked pheasant), 1961 nucleotides. It is a transcript of the gene FAM81A, whose product is annotated as family with sequence similarity 81 member A. Lineage: Eukaryota; Metazoa; Chordata; Aves; Galliformes; Phasianidae. The record is from RefSeq and is a predicted model, not a curated record.